UUAGCAGGGAAGAGAAGGAAAUCCUCCUCUCAGCAAGCUGGAAGCAAUCAAGUUCCAAAUAAGGGAAUCAGCUCCAAAUGGGGCUAUACCCUCCAUUCCCAGGAAGCGUGGGCUGGGUGUGUUAAAAGCAGAGCUUUCUCUUCCUGACAGCUUCUUACGGUACUACGCUUUUGCUCGCUUAACAAACGGUCCUCAUACAGCACAUGCACUGCCCAGCAGCAGAAAAGUAUCUUGCAAGUGUAGUCGCAGAGAGGAAAAGUUCAACGAAGACUGAAGCCAGCUCUGAUUCGGUUAUUUACCAUCAAUCAGAGUGUUGCUUGGCAGGGAGUGGACGAUUAGGAGCCUGAACGAGCUGAAAAGGGGCAGGAAGAGAAGUGGAGGCAGCAUUCUUCCUAUUUAAAGCUGCAUCCCCUGAACGGAGUGUUUGCAGACUGCACUGGAGCUGGUGCUGAAGAAAGAAGCUCGCAGACUUUGUCCUGGAACUGAUGCUGAGAGGCAGAAAGACUCCCCAGCUGGCUUCAUGGUGCUAAAAUAACCUUCUGUUUCUGCACCUUUUUGCUUUUGGUGCUGCCCAGAAGGAUACAUGCCUGAUACCCAGGCAUGAUGGCAGUCUGGGUACAGCCGAGAACUUUUUUCAUGCUUGCAGCUUUAUUAGGGCGAUUUGCGACCAUAAAAGCACAAGGCGAGGAGGAAUAUGAUGGUGGAGAAGACGUUGAAGAAAUAGCCUGCACUCAGAAUGGCCAGAUGUACCUGAACAGGGAUAUUUGGAAGCCCUCACCGUGCCAGAUUUGUGUCUGUGACAAUGGAGCUAUUCUUUGCGAUGAAAUCCAGUGUCAAGACAUGCUGGAGUGUGAGAACCCACAGGUGCCCCCGGGAGAGUGCUGUCCUGUGUGUCCCCAUACAACACGUGAUUUUGACACCACCAUCGGUAGAGGAAGAAAGGGACAAAAAGGAGAACCUGGAAUAGUGCCACCUGUUUCAGGAAUACGAGGCCGCCCAGGACCAGCUGGACCUCCAGGCUCACAAGGACCACGAGGAGAACGAGGCCCAAAAGGAAGACCUGGUCCCCGUGGUCCUCAAGGUAUUGAUGGUGAACCUGGUAUCCCUGGUCAACCUGGUGACCCUGGUCCUCCAGGACAUCCUACCCACACAGGACCAGAUGGACUGAGCAGGCCCUUUGCAGCUCAGAUGGCAGGACUGGAUGAGAAAUCUGGCCUUGGCAGUCAGAUGGGACUGAUGCCUGGUGCAGUGGGUCCAGUGGGUCCAAGAGGUCCUCAAGGUCUCCAAGGCAAGCAGGGUGGUGCUGGCCCUACAGGCCCUCCUGGUGAACCUGGGGACCCAGGACCUAUGGGUCCAGUCGGAUCUCGUGGACCAGAGGGACCUCCAGGCAAACCUGGUGAAGAUGGUGAACCUGGUAGACCAGGACAAUCCGGUGAGCCUGGAUUUCCAGGAUCUCCAGGGCCUCGAGGCUUUCCUGGUGCUCCUGGUCUCCCAGGUCUCAAGGGACACAGGGGAUUGAAAGGACUUGAUGGUCCAAAAGGUGAAAUUGGAGCAGCUGGAGCAAAGGGAGAAUCCGGACCAACAGGUGCCAUGGGUCCAACGGGUCCUCUAGGACCGAGAGGAAUGCCAGGAGAAAGAGGCCGAAUUGGGCCACAGGGUGCCCCUGGUGGACGUGGCCAACAUGGUAUGCCUGGGAAGCCAGGACCAAUGGGCCCACUUGGCAUAACUGGUUCUCCAGGUUUUCCAGGUGUUCCUGGUGUAAAGGGUGAAGCAGGUCCAACAGGUCCUCGUGGUCCUGAAGGUCCUCAAGGACAAAGAGGUGAAACAGGUCCACAGGGCCCAGCUGGAUCACAAGGUCUUCCUGGUGCUGAAGGAACAGAUGGCUCCCCAGGUGCUAAGGGCCCUACGGGAUCUCCAGGCACUGGAGGCCCCCCUGGUUUAUUAGGUCCACCCGGUUCACCAGGACCACAAGGCAGCACUGGCCCACCCGGUAUUCGAGGCCAGCCGGGAGACCCCGGUGUCCCAGGCUUUAAGGGAGAAGCAGGGCCCAAAGGUGAACCUGGCCCACAAGGUCCCCAGGGUCCUAUUGGACCUAUAGGUGAAGAAGGGAAAAGAGGACCUCGAGGUGAUCCUGGGUCAGUAGGUCCACCAGGUCCUGUUGGAGAGAGGGGUGCUCCUGGUAACCGUGGUUUUCCAGGUUCUGAUGGUUUGCCUGGACCAAAGGGUGCCCAAGGAGAGCGUGGUCCAGCGGGUUCUUCUGGUCCUAAAGGUGGUCAGGGAGAUCCUGGGCGUCCUGGUGAACCUGGUCUACCGGGUGCAAGGGGUUUGACAGGAAAUCCAGGUGUUCAAGGCCCUGAAGGAAAACUUGGCCCCUUGGGCUCUCCUGGAGAGGAUGGACGCCCUGGUCCAGCAGGUUCAAUAGGAAUCAGAGGUCAGCCAGGCAGCAUGGGCCUUCCUGGGCCAAAGGGUAGCAGUGGUGAUCCUGGAAAAGCUGGAGAAGCAGGCAACGCAGGUGUCCCAGGACAGAGAGGAGCCCCUGGUAAAGAUGGUGAAGUCGGUCCUUCUGGUCCUGUCGGCCCACCAGGUUUAGCAGGAGAAAGAGGAGAACAAGGCCCUCCAGGUCCUACAGGAUUUCAGGGCUUGCCUGGGCCACCAGGUCCCCCAGGUGAGGGAGGAAAGCCAGGUGAUCAGGGUGUGCCAGGAGAUCCUGGAGCUGUUGGUCCAUUGGGCCCCAGGGGAGAACGUGGCAAUCCUGGGGAAAGGGGAGAACCAGGUGCAGCAGGAAUCCAGGGUGAAAAGGGUAUGGCUGGAGGUCAUGGUCCUGAUGGUCCUAAGGGAAGCCCAGGCCCUAGUGGGACUCCUGGUGAUCCAGGCCCACCAGGUCUUCAGGGUAUGCCUGGAGAAAGAGGGAUUGCUGGAACACCUGGUCCAAAGGGCGAUAGAGGCGGUGUAGGCGAGAAAGGCGCUGAAGGCACAGCUGGUAACGAUGGGGCACGAGGUCUCCCUGGUCCAAUAGGCCCAAUGGGUCCUGCAGGUCCUACAGGUGAAAAGGGUGAACCAGGUCCACGAGGUCUAGUUGGUCCUCCUGGCUCCCGUGGAAACCCUGGUUCCCGAGGAGAAAAUGGUCCAACUGGUGCUGUCGGUUUUGCUGGUCCUCCGGGCCCUGAUGGUCAGCCAGGUGUGAAAGGUGAACCAGGAGAACCUGGCCAGAAAGGAGAUGCUGGAUCUCCAGGACCACAGGGUCUUGCUGGGUCUCAUGGUCCACCAGGCCCUUCAGGUGUUCCUGGUCUGAAAGGUGGUAGAGGAACUCAGGGUCCACCUGGUGCUACUGGCUUCCCAGGAUCUGCUGGAAGAGUUGGGCCUCCAGGACCUACUGGAGCUGUGGGGCCUGCUGGGCCUAUCGGUGAGCCAGGAAAAGAAGGUCCCCCAGGUCUCCGUGGUGAUCCUGGUUCUCAUGGCCGUGUGGGAGAUCGAGGGCCAGCUGGACCUCCUGGCGGUCCUGGAGACAAGGGUGACGCCGGGGACGAUGGGCAGCCGGGCCCGGAUGGCCCCCCUGGUCCAGCAGGAACUACUGGCCAAAGAGGUAUUGUUGGUAUGCCAGGACAGCGAGGGGAAAGAGGCAUGCCAGGGCUGCCGGGGCCUGCAGGGACACCAGGGAAACAAGGGCCCACAGGGCCACCUGGUGAUAAAGGUCCCCCAGGUCCUAUUGGCCAGUCAGGCGCCACUGGACCUGUAGGGGAAGCCGGCCCAGAAGGACCUGCUGGUAAUGAUGGCACUCCUGGAAGAGAUGGGGCUGUUGGAGAACGUGGUGAUCGUGGGGAACCUGGCCCUGCAGGCUUACCAGGUUCCCCAGGGGGGCCAGGAACUCCAGGUCCUGUUGGCCCUCCAGGAGAUGCAGGUCAAAGAGGUGAAACUGGCUCUCGAGGUCCCAUGGGUCCCCCAGGUCGUGCAGGAAAAAGAGGUUUGCCUGGUCCCCAAGGACCUCGUGGUGACAAAGGUGACCAUGGCGAUCGAGGUGACAGGGGUCAGAAAGGACACCGGGGUUUCACUGGGCUUCAAGGUCUUCCUGGUCCUCCUGGUCCUAUUGGUGAACAGGGCAGUCCAGGUAUUCCAGGCCCAUUUGGUCCUCGGGGUCCUCCAGGUCCAGUUGGUCCUUCUGGCAAAGAUGGAAGUCCUGGUCCACUUGGGCCAGUUGGGCCUCCUGGUGUUAGAGGGACUGUAGGAGAAGCUGGACCUGAGGGUCCACCAGGUGAUCCUGGCCCUCCUGGUCCUCCAGGCCCUCCAGGCCAUCUCACUGCUGCCAUUGGUGACAUCAUGGGGCACUAUGAUGAUGCAAUGGCAGAUCCACUGCCAGAGUUUACUGAAGAUGAGGCAGCCCCAGAUGACCAUAACAAAACAGACCCAGGGGUCCACGCCACACUGAAGUCACUGAGCAGCCAGAUUGAGACCAUGCGCAGCCCAGAUGGCUCCAAGAAACACCCAGCACGGACUUGUGAUGACCUGAAGCUGUGCCACCCGUCCAAGAAGAGUGGUGAAUAUUGGAUUGAUCCUAACCAGGGAUGUGUUGAAGAUGCUAUAAAAGUCUAUUGCAACAUGGAAACUGGAGAGACCUGUAUUUCUGCAAACCCAUCUACUAUACCACGUAAAACAUGGUGGGCCAGCAGGUCAGCUGACAUAAAGCCCAUUUGGUAUGGUGCUGAUAUGAACAGGGGAUCACAGUUUGUGUACGGGGAUACCGCUGUCACUCAGAUGACAUUCCUGCGCCUGCUGUCGAAGGAAGCUUCCCAGAACAUCACUUACCUGUGUAAAAACAGUGUUGGGUACAUGGAUGACCAGACGAAGAACCUGAAAAAAGCUGUGGUGCUGAAGGGGGCCAAUGACCUGGAGAUCAAAGCCGAGGGCAACAGCCGGUUCAGAUACACUGUCCUUCAUGACAGCUGCUCUAAACACAACGGGAACGUGGGCAAGACUGUGUUUGAGUACAGAACCCAGAACGUGGCGCGCUUACCCAUCAUAGACAUUGCUCCGGUGGACAUUGGCGGUACCGAGCAGGAGUUUGGAAUCGAAAUUGGGCCAGUUUGCUUUGUGUGAGAGGAAGGGGGGAAAUGAACACACCACCCAACAGCAGCAGCAGCAGCAAUUCAACACGUGAACUUAGACUGAUAGAAGUUAAUCCUGAGACUCUUGAAGUAAUGGCUGACGUUGGGUCAGCGCUGUACAUAAGGGUUCUUUACAAUCGCCCGGCCUCCUUUGGAGUAUUUAUUUUACUUUGCAAACCUUCUGUUGAAAAAUGAUCAAACCCAACUUUUUUUUUCUUUAAAGUCCAGCAGUACAGUCUAAAGAGGAUCCCUGACCACCUUUUAAAAGCAGUCUGAAUCUUUUGCCUCGCUUCUCUUUCAAAGUCCUUUGAAAUUGGCAGGUAUCCAAGCUCAGUAGUUUUAAUGUGGGACUGGUCCUUUUGCUGGGAUGAAUACCCAAUUGCCAAUUAAAAACAAAAUGAGCACUUUUGUGAACCUUUGGCUACAUUUCAGUCACAUCUCCUCCUGCUAUCCCAGUUUGUCAUAGAAUCAUAGAAUGGUCUAGGUUGGAAGUGACCUCAAAGAUCAUUUAGAUCCUGUAGUUAGCCAUUCACAGAAAUCUGGAUCUUUUUGCAGAGGAAAGUCUCUUCAGAUAAGAUCACCUGAAUUUGGUGUAGUUUUCCCUGCACUUUCCUAUCUAUCAGUCUGCUUGUGAAAGCAUUCCAUCGCCAUGAUUAACUGAUGGAGGGAAAAUGCUACUGGGGUAAAUAGGAGUUUUUGGUAGGGGCAUCCCUCAUCUUAAAAUUUAAAGGAAUAUUUAGGUUGGAAGAGCCCUUCAGGAUCACCAAGUCAAAUAGAUAUCCCUACUCUACAAAGUUCACCCUAAAUCAUAUCCCCAAGCACCACAUCCACAUGGCCUUUAAACAGAUCCAGGGUUGAUGACUCCACCACCUCCUUGGACAGCCCAUUCCAAUGCCUGAUCACUCUUGCUGGGAAAAAAACAUUCCUAAUAUCUAGUCUAAACCUACCUUGGUGCAGCUUGGGGCCAUUCCCUCUUGUUCAAUUGCUCCUUACCUGUGAGAAGAGACCAGCAGCAGCCUCUCCACAAGAUCCUUUCCAGUAGCUGCAGCCAGCCAUGAAGUCUCCCCUCACUUCACUUCUCAUGGCAUCGUUUGUGUCAUUCCAUGAAAUUAAUCUCCUGAGUCCAUCUUAAACCCAAUACUUGUUGAUUUUCUGAUGCCUGCCCAUCUAAGAAGCCAUUACAGAGCAAAUUCCACAGAUGUCUUGUGCGUGGUGGCAGUUUCUGUACCUUGUUCACAUGUAUCCCUGACCCAUUGUUAAUAAAGGAGAGUUUAGAAACCUUUUUUUUUUUUCCUUUUGGCAUGCAUCACCAGGAAUUUGAUUUCCUGACCUUGAGUCGUCAAGGCCAGACAGUUCCAUCAUUUCUUAGCAUGAGCUACCUCAUCUCUGGAAGUUGGGAUGCAUUUAAAUAUACCUGUUUGGGUUUUUUUUUUCCUUAUUUUAUUUUAGAUAUUACAAGGUGCUAUGCUUCUGUUGUGUUCCUUGGAGAAAGGAGAUAGGCUCAGCAAAAACCACCACACGAAGAAAAAAAAGAAAUAAAAAAGAAGAAAAAGAAAAAAAAUAUGAUGGUGCUAAAUGAGUCUGUAGAAGGCUGAUAAAAUAGACUCCUGCUGUCAGUGUCAUGUUCAGAGCUUAGCUGUUAGGCUUUUGGUGUUGGAGAGACCAAUGUUACAGUGCAUUUAUUUGUUGGUCAUACAAUAUAUAGGAUGUUUUGUGCCACUGAUGUGCUUUAUUUUGUAAAGUAUGUGGCUACAAACUUAGUUUAUUUCUUUUUCUUUUGGUUUAUUUUUUGUUUUGUUUCUUUAUUGCAUCUGUUGGGGUUUUUUUUUUCUAUUUGUUUGUUCAUUCCUUUAAAAAAAAAAAAAAGACAAUAAACAGCUGGGGCCAUCCCUAAAGAAAGUCAUGCACAUAGCUUUAUUCAUGUAUCUUUGCAAAGCAUUUAAUUAAAUACAUGCUUCUUGCUAUGGAA
Molecule: messenger RNA, 7068 nt
Organism: Pogoniulus pusillus (Red-fronted tinkerbird)
Lineage: Eukaryota; Metazoa; Chordata; Aves; Piciformes; Lybiidae
Gene: COL5A2
Product: collagen type V alpha 2 chain
Exons: 54
Coding region: 601-5091 (1496 amino acids)
Biological process (GO): extracellular matrix organization
Molecular function (GO): extracellular matrix structural constituent conferring tensile strength; protein binding
Source: RefSeq, a predicted model, not a curated record